AUGGCCUACACUACAGCGACCUCACCGCCGUCUUUUGAUGCAGAAACCCAAGCUAGCCUAAAGCUUACUACCUCUCUCCCCCGAUCCAACUCUUUACAUCAUGUCGUUACUUCGUUGCCAUCGGGGUCGACGCACUCUGGCGCACCGUCAUUCACCUCAUCUCCGACAUCCACUCCCGCAUCUGCCUACCCUGCGCCGGGCACACCGAAUGGCUUCACUCCUGCCGGUACUCCUCUACAACCACCCAGCGAGGGUCCACGCGGUCGAAACUUUGAAUAUUCUCUACAAAUUCCAGCUCCUUUGGAGCUUGGUGAGUCCAUGAUGGCAAUUCCUAGCAACACAAACUCUGCCAAUUCCAAUGAUUGGACAGCACCAAGCUCCAAGGGGGCUGGCUUGAUGCGCCGCAUCUCCCGCGGUGCAGCCAACAAACUUACCCGAAGAAGACAGUCUGCCUCCCAGAAUGACAAACGAGACAGGAGCUCCGGUCCUGUUAUAAUGCGCCGGCGCAGUGACAGCAAGACUGGUCCUCAACCUGUUCGAGACAAUGCUUUGGACUCAAGCAACGAAGAUGAUGUCAGUGAAGCUUUGGAUGCUUUGGGUCCAUGGGCUGGCUCCGAACCGUCAAGCUUGCGCAGCGAAAGUCGAAUGUCUUCUGCUCGUGAUAUCAGUGCGGGUACUAUGUCGACUCCUCCAGCUGCUAUUGCCGUCAUUGCACCCAAAGUGGACUCCGCGCUGCAGCGUGGAACAAUCUUGACAAAGGUCACCAAGAAGCGCCGUAAGCAGGUCCGAUUCUUCCUGGAUUUGGAUGCUGCCAAGGUCUUCUGGGAUCUUUCUAAUCCUGCGAAACGGUUCUAUAUCGACGAUAUCAAGGAAAUCCGCGUUGGUGCUGAUGCGAGGAACUACCGCGAGGAACAUCAGGUUCCUGAAGAUAUGGAACGCCGCUGGUUUACCAUUGUGAUUGCGGACGUCGAUCGUUUCAAGGGUCGAGCAGUCAAGACUCUCCACCUUAUCGCACCCAAUGACCGUGUCCUUGAAUUAUGGACCACCACUUUAGAGCACAUUGCUCGUUACCGUAUUGGUCUUAUGGCUGGCAUGGCUGCUUCUGCACAAAGCGAGACUGUGAUUCAGGCUCACUGGCAACGUGAAAUGUCACGGCUGUUCCCACAGGGCUUCCGAGCUGGAGAGGAACAAUGUCUUGACUUUUCCGCAGUCGAGAGUGUUUGCCGCAGCUUGCACAUCAAUUGUUCCAAGAAUAUGCUCCGAGCACAAUUUACCAAGGCAGAUGCGGGACGCAGUGGCAAACUGAACUAUACAGAGUUCAAAGACUUCCUUGCACGCCUUAAGGAACGCAAAGAUGUCAAGGAAGUCUACAAAAGUGGCUCUGCGGAACUGAAAAACGGCAUGACUCAGGAUGAAUUCCUUGAUUUUCUUCGCGAUGUGCAGAAGGAGGAUGUGGACUCCGAUCGUGCUCACUGGAUUGCCUUGUUUGACAAGUUCGUUCGCAAGUCCAGGGCUCGGGGCUCUGAUGCGUCAGAGAUUUGUCCACCAGAACCGCGAAUGAACCUUGACACAUUUGCUUCUUAUCUCACUUGUUCAAGUAACGGUAUAUAUGCAUCUCGCGCUCCUCAAUCGCGUUUUGACAGACCAUUGAACGAGUAUUUUAUCUCCAGUUCUCACAAUACAUACUUGCUCGGCCGCCAGGUUGCUGGAGCUUCUAGCACAGAGGCUUACAUCAGUGCUCUCCAGCAGGGCUGCCGAUGUGUGGAGAUUGACUGCUGGGAUGGUGCUGAUGGACGUCCAAUCGUGUCUCACGGACGUACCAUGACUACCAGUGUGCUGUUUGCCGACUGUAUUACUGUGAUCAAUCGCUAUGCUUUCAUCUCAUGCGACUUCCCUCUCAUCCUUUCUUUAGAGGUGCACUGCAAUCCAGAGCAACAGCUGGCCAUGGUUAAGAUUAUGAAGGAAACUUUCAAAGAACAACUUGUCCAGGAGCCUUUGAUGACCAACUACUUCGUUCUUCCGUCGCCUGAAGAGCUUAAGGGCCGUAUCCUGGUCAAAGUCAAGACAUGUGAUGAAACUCACAAUGAUCCUCGCGUUGAUUCUAUCAGCACUGUUGGCACCCAUGGUCGUAAGCGAAGCUCCAGCUCUCCAUUUGUUCGCCCAACACCCCCAAUGGAUUCCCUGAGUGGACUUCCGUCUUUCUCAAGCCCACCAACAAUUGCAGGCGGUGCGGUGGAUGGCAUUGGACCCUUAAUCUCUCAAGACAGACGUUCACUCACAGCAACAAGCAUGAGCAGUGCAACCGAAGACAGCGAUAGUGCGAUGCCGUCCAUUCACAGCGAAAAGAAAAAGAAGCGGCGUCAAAAGAGCAAGAUCACAAAGCCUCUUUCUGAUCUCGGUGUCUACACUCGUGGCUACAAGUGGCACAGCUUUAGUUCCCCAGAGAGCCGCAAGUAUAACCACAUUUACUCUUUCGCCGAGCGAUCAUUCGAAAGCAUCUGUCAGAAUCAUGACAACAAAGUUGCGCUGGAAACACACAAUCAGAAAUACCUGACCAGAGUAUACCCUUCCGGCUUCCGACUCCGCUCGUCUAACUUCGAUCCAAACAAGUUCUGGCGCCGUGGUGUUCAGAUGGCGGCUUUGAAUUGGCAGACCUACGAUAUCGGGAUGCAAAUGAACCAAGCCAUGUUUGCCGCUGGAACUGACCGCACUGGCUAUAUCCUUAAGCCUGAAAGCCUUCGACUGCCUGCUCCUGACAACGGAAACCAGAAGCGCAAGACAGAAAGGAGACUGGUUCGAUUCUCUGUCGAUGUCAUCUCUGCUCAGCAGCUUCCCCGACCUCGCACAAUCGGCCCUGAAGAUAACAUCAAUCCUUACGUCGAGAUGGAGAUCUUCAGCGCUGAUGACCGUGGUCAGAGCUUAGCAUUUGGUGAAGGUGGCAUGGAUGCUUCUGCGCGCAAUGGAAUGUCUGGCAUCGGAUUUCCGCAUCGCCGUCGCACGAAGAUCGAGCAGAGCAAUGGUUAUAGCCCCGUUUUCAACGAUCGCUUCAAGCUGUCUCUGGAGACCAAAUAUCCCGACUUGGUGUUUGUGCGCUGGACUGUCUGGAGCUCUUUGGAUGGUCGCAGUGCGGGCAACAACAACAGUGUGCAGUUGGCUACUUUUACUGCCAAGCUUACCAGUUUGUCCCAGGGUUACCGAUACCUUCCAUUGUACGAUGGCAAGGGCGAUCAGUACCUGUUCUCAACCUUGUUCUGCCGGAUCUCCAAGGAGGAACCUAUUCCUGUUCAACGUCUGGACUUGGAAGAACUUCGUGCUGAGCGCAUGGGUAUUCUACGUCAGAUCGGACAGACUGUCUUCAAACGUUCCUCAUCUACCGACCGCGAGAAGGAUCAAUCUCAAGAUCGGAGUGAUCCUACCAGUCCGGAGGACAGAGAUGGCUCUCCAAUUCUUACACCGACCAUAUCUACUACAUCCACCUCAUCCUUUGUGCCUUAA
This is a messenger RNA of Penicillium malachiteum, 3495 nucleotides long. Its product is annotated as putative 1-phosphatidylinositol-4,5-bisphosphate phosphodiesterase Plc1. Gene Ontology annotation, biological process: phosphatidylinositol-mediated signaling; lipid metabolic process. Gene Ontology annotation, molecular function: calcium ion binding; phosphatidylinositol-4,5-bisphosphate phospholipase C activity. The record is from RefSeq and is a predicted model, not a curated record. The transcript has a single exon. NCBI's taxonomy places the organism in Eukaryota, Fungi, Ascomycota, Eurotiomycetes, Eurotiales, Aspergillaceae. The coding region runs from base 1 to 3495 and encodes 1164 amino acids.